Molecule: messenger RNA, 4806 nt
Organism: Gymnogyps californianus (California condor)
Lineage: Eukaryota; Metazoa; Chordata; Aves; Accipitriformes; Cathartidae
Gene: IPO8
Product: importin 8
Exons: 25
Coding region: 1-3156 (1051 amino acids)
Biological process (GO): protein import into nucleus
Cellular component (GO): nuclear envelope; cytosol
Molecular function (GO): small GTPase binding
Source: RefSeq, a predicted model, not a curated record
AUGGAUCCCAACAGGAUCAUCCAGGCUCUGAAGGGCACCAUAGACCCCAAGCUGCGCAUCGCCGCCGAGAACGAGCUCAAUCAGUCCUAUAAGAUCAUCAAUUUUGCUCCAAGUCUACUGCAAAUCAUAGUAUCAGAUCAAGUUGAAUUUCCAGUGCGUCAAGCAGCUGCCAUUUACCUGAAGAACAUGGUGACACAGUACUGGCCGGACCGUGAACCACCUCCUGGAGAAGCAGUAUUUCCAUUCAACAUUCAUGAAAAUGAUCGUCAGCAGAUUCGUGAUAACAUUGUAGAAGGAAUAAUUCGUUCUCCCGACUUAGUGAGAGCCCAGCUGACAAUGUGCCUCCGUGCUAUCAUUAAACAUGACUUUCCCGGCCAUUGGACAGCCGUGGUAGACAAGAUAGGCUACUACUUGCAGUCUCAGAACAGUGGGAGUUGGCUUGGGAGCCUCCUGUGCCUGUAUCAGCUGGUGAAGACUUAUGAAUACAAAAAAGCAGAGGAGCGAGAUCCUCUCAUUGCAGCAAUGCAAAUAUUUUUGCCUCGGAUUCAGCAGCAGAUGAUCCAGCUUCUGCCUGAUAACUCCCAUUACUCUGUGCUGCUUCAGAAACAAAUCUUAAAAAUCUUCUAUGCUCUUGUUCAGUAUGCAUUGCCACUCCAGUUGGUGAAUAACCAGACUAUGACUCAGUGGAUGGAGAUCUUCCGUACUAUCAUUGAUAGAAAUGUACCUCCGGAGACUUUGCAAAUUGAUGAAGAUGAUAGACCGGAGCUGGUGUGGUGGAAAUGCAAGAAGUGGGCAUUGCAUAUCGUAGCUCGUCUUUUUGAACGGUAUGGAAGUCCUGGAAAUGUAACUAAAGAAUACUUUGAAUUCUCAGACUUUUUUUUAAAAACCUACGCUGUGGGCAUACAACAGGUUCUCUUAAGAAUCUUAGACCAAUACAGGCAAAAAGACUAUGUUGCGCCACGUGUUCUUCAGCAAACAUUAAACUAUCUGAACCAAGGGGUUAUUCACUCUGUAACAUGGAAGCAAAUGAAGCCACACAUACAGAGUAUAACAGAAGAAGUGAUAUUCUCUCUAAUGUGCUACAAAGAUGAGGAUGAAGAGCUCUGGCAAGAGGAUCCAUAUGAAUAUAUCCGCAUGAAAUUUGAUGUAUUUGAGGAUUAUGCAUCCACUACAACAGCAGCACAGAAUCUCCUUUAUACUGCUGCGAAGAAGAGAAAAGAGGUAUUACCAAAAAUGAUGGCAUAUUGCUACCAGAUUCUGACAGAGCCAAACAUUGAUCCAAGGAAAAAAGAUGGAGCUUUGCAUGUUAUAGGAUCCCUAGCAGAUAUUUUACUGAAGAAGAGUGUCUUCAAGGAUCAAAUGGAGCUGAUGUUACAGAAUCAUGUAUUUCCAUUGUUCAUGUCUAACCUGGGGUACCUCAGAGCUAGAUCGUGUUGGGUACUUCAUUCAUUCAGUGCUUUGAAAUUUCACAAUGAGCUAAACUUGAGGAAUGCAGUAGAGUUGGCAAAAAAGAGCCUGAUUGAUGAUAAGGAAAUGCCUGUCAAAGUAGAAGCAGCCAUAGCUCUUCAAACGUUAAUAAGCAAUCAAGAGCAAGCCAAGGAAUAUGUGAAGCCUUAUGUAAGGCCAGUUAUGCAAGAGCUCUUGCACAUUGUUAGAGAGACGGAAAAUGAUGAUCUUACUAACGUAAUCCAGAAGAUGAUCUGUGAGUACAGUCAGGAAGUAGCUACUAUCGCCGUUGACAUGACUCAACACCUGGCUGAAAUAUUUGGUAAAGUACUUCAGAGUGAGGAAUAUGAAGAAGUAGAGGACAAAACAGUUAUGGCCAUGGGCAUCUUGCACACAAUUGACACUAUCCUGACAGUUGUGGAAGAUCACAAGGAGAUAACUCAACAGCUCGAGAGCAUUUGUUUACAGAUCAUUGGCCUCGUUUUGCAGAAACACGUUAUAGAGUUUUACGAAGAAAUUCUCUCCUUGGCCUACAGCUUGACGUGCCAGAUGAUUUCACCUCAAAUGUGGCAGCUUCUAGGUGUUCUAUAUGAGGUUUUCCAGCAGGAUUGCUUUGAGUAUUUUGCAGAUAUGAUGCCUCUCUUGCAUAAUUAUGUGACCAUUGACACUGAUACUUUACUGUCUAACCCAAAGCAUUUAGAAAUCAUUUAUGCUAUGUGUAAAAAGGUAUUAACAGGAGAUGCAGGAGAAGAUGCAGAGUGCCAUGCAGCCAAACUCCUAGAAGUAAUUGUUCUUCAAUGCAAAGGACGGGGUAUUGACCAGUGUAUUCCACUCUUUGUGGAGGCUGUUCUGGAGCGGUUAACUAGAGGAGUUAAAACAAGCGAGCUUCGUACCAUGUGUCUUCAGGUUGCCAUAGCUGCACUCUACUACAAUCCUGACCUACUUUUGCACACCUUAGAGAACAUCAGAUUUCCACACAAUCCUGAGCCCAUCACUGCACAGUUCAUAAACCAGUGGAUGAAUGACACAGACUGUUUUCUUGGACUCCAUGACAGAAAGAUGUGUAUAAUAGGACUGAGCAUCCUAAUGGAAUUGCAGAACCGACCGCCUGCAGUGGAUGCUGUGGCUGCCCAGAUUGUCCCUUCAAUUCUCCUCCUCUUCCUGGGCUUAAAACAAGUUUGCGCCUCACGAGAACUCACAGAACAUGAGGAUCAUGCUAAAGAUGAAAAACACGUUGCAGAAGAUAAUGAAGAGAUACCGAGUGAUGAGGAGGAGACAAAUGAAGUGAGCCAGGCGAUGCAGGAGAACCAUGGUGGAGGAGGAGGAGGAGGUGGUGGUGGUGGAGGUGGAGGUGGAGAGGAAGAGGAUGAAGAUGAUGAUGAUGAUGACUGGGAUGAAGAUGCAUUGGAAGAGACUGCUCUUGAAGGGUUCAGCACACCUCUUGAUCUUGAAAAUGGUGUUGAUGAAUACCAGUUUUUUACACAAGCACUUUUAGCGGUGCAGAGCCGAGAUGCAGCCUGGUACCAUUCACUGACAGCACCGUUGAGUGAGGAUCAGAAGAAACAGCUGCAGGAAAUUUAUACAUUAGCAGAACACCGUCGAAAGGCUGCAGAGACUAAGACAAUAGAACAACAAAGUGGCUACACAUUUGACAACAAAGGACUGAUCACAGCAUUUAACUUUGCUGGAAGUACUCCUGGUGGCAACUGAAGGAUCAGCUACAAAGGUCAAUGGGAAGGGUCUCAUCAUUACAUUUUCUUGAAAUCAUCGUGACUUCUGAGCGAUAGGGGAGGGUAAUUUAAUGCUGCUGAAGGUUUUCUGGAAAAUAGCAGUGUGCUUCCCCCACCUGAAUGCUCUUUCUAACCAGCUACUGUAAUGUACAAAUUCUUGUGGUGUUUUAUAAUUUGAUGGACUGAAAGGAAACAUUUGUCCUCAAGGAACCUGAAUGACUGGGAGGGGCCAGGCUGCAUCUAAUUGAGUUGCACUUCUCAGGUUUUUGCUGUGCAGAAUUGAUAGAUCCAUAUGGAUAACAGUGCCUUCUGUUGUACAUGGAUUGCCUGAACAAAUGGAUUUUGGAGUGCAUUAUAAUUUUUUAAGUGUAAGGACAUUUCUUGAUACACUGUAAGCCUUGGUUCCAUGUUUUCCAGUCACCUGCUUUUUACUACUCAGUUUAAUUGUUUGUUGGUUGCAUACACAUUGCUGGAUUCAGAAUAUUAUCUCAUCUUCCCUAUUUGGUGCAGACCAAAUGUGUAGAGGGAGGUGUCUGUUGGAGUUGCAAAGCAUACACUGGUUACGCCAAAGGGUCUUAACAAAAUUGCAGAUUUUCCCUUGAUGCAGUAGUCUUAAAUUAUUUCUCUUAGCCAUGAAAUCAACUCGCUUGAGUUAUGACGGCACACGUGGCAGGUGGCUACCCUAAAUCUACACUGAGAUUACCUCCUGCCUGGACAAGUGGCGUGGCCCUCGCAUGUAGAUGUUCUACAUGACAACUUUUUAUUUCCACUAUUUUUGAUGAAUAUUGGAUUUUACUUGGGAUUCUCUAAACCUCUUUUCUGUUUUUAUUCAUUCAUUACCAUUCCAGUGGUAGUACUGAAUAAUGUGGUACAAAAUAUUUACAGUAUUUUAUUUAUCUUGAUAGAAGAAAAACAGCUCCAAACUUAUUUCUUCUUACUCUUACACUUCUGUGAUUGAAUUUCUGGUCUGCAUUCCAUUUGGCUGUUCUUGUCCCAUGCUGAAAUUUCAUUAUCUGCCAGAUUUUUUCCUAAAUUUUGAAGACUGGUUUCUCAUAAAUUGAAACACAUAUAACAAGGUGUUUGUGAAUAUGUUCAUUUAGUGAGAAACUGAUAGCAGUACUAAUUUGAAUAGGUACCCCUCCUUUAGAUCUAUUGGGAUCGCAGUGGUGUAGCCAAAAUAAGUAGGAGUGCUUUAGAAUGUGACGUUUGGAUUGGAGAUAAAAUGUUUAGACCAGAUUUUGUCUCUAUGUGUUAAUUUCUUUAUGACUUACUUAAAAAUAUUUACCAGGCAAAUUUUAAGCACAUACUGGUAAUGUAUUUCUUUAGAGCAGUGCCCCAACUGAAAAGUCAAAGCCCUUCUCAUCCUCCAUCAAAUUUUCGACGACUGUAGCAAAUUAUAGAUUGCUGGCCCUGUACUGUGCUGAAGCUUUCAUUUUUUAUAUGUCAGGUAAUUAUAAUUCAGUCUGAUAAAUCUGAAGCACUCUACGCCUUGGCUUCUGGAAAAGGCCAAAGUGUCUCUGCCUGUUCCUUGCCCCAUCCCCUGGAAUUUUCUCAGCCUGGCAGCUGUGGGGCAGAAGGUUCCCCGCUGCUUUCCUUUUUCCUGCACCUUUGUGUCAGACUCUCUCUGGUG